Fusarium sp. VM40 is the source of this 3477-nucleotide messenger RNA. The record is from the annotation of a GenBank genome assembly. NCBI's taxonomy places the organism in Eukaryota, Fungi, Ascomycota, Sordariomycetes, Hypocreales, Nectriaceae.
AUGAACCGAUUCAGGAACAAGAAGAAGGCCAAGGAUGAGCUCGAAGCUCCACGGCCUUCGAUCGAAUCCGAGUCUUCCAGCCCCUUCAGGAUGUUCGGAAAAAAGAAAGCUCCUGAGGAGGAAUCCAAAAUGGAAAUCGAUCUAGCCACAGCCCUGCCUUCAACAGAUGAUUUUCGAACCAGUCUUCUCAUGACUAACUUGUCAGCAAGAUUCUCUAUGCUGCGCGAGCAAGAUGAUCCCAACACCAAGGUCGGCAAGGCAAGUGACGACAGUGUUCUGUUUCCUAACAGACAAUCAAGAAUGAUGGACUUCGGCUUCUCCGCUGGGCUGGGAGAUAUUGCUGAAGUAGAGUCCAUCCGAGCCCCUUUUGCACGCUCAUCUAUGCAGUCAAACGACGACGCCACUUCAACAAACGGAAGUGUCAUGGGCCGCUCAAAGCCGAUUGAAGGAAAUAACUUGUUUGGAGGUCGGCAAAAGGUGUACAAGAUCGGUACGGGCGGAAACAAGGGGGCUCUGAGUGGCCGUGUCCUCUACGGGGACGAUGUCUCCCAGUCAGCUUUCCAAAAGUGGCGACAGUCUGAGAAGGAUAGACAGUCAUUCGAUGACGUGCGAAAAAGUGAAUCAUUUGAGUCCGAGAAUGCUCGGCCAGAAUCUCCUUCACAAACCGACUAUGAUCGCAAAAGAGAGACAAACUCAACAACUUCCUCAGGCCCGUCCGCAGCUCGAGACUCGACCGCAGCUACGUCUAUAAGCUCCUCUCAGCCAUCAUCUGCAAUGGAUCGAGAGUCUUUCGCACGCACAUCUCGCACUGUUAGCCCGGCACCUCCAGUAGAGCGCACAGUAACUCGGACUCGUCGACUAUACGAGCAAAGUCUGAACCAGGAGCUCCAAGACCAGCAAACAUCAGCACUUUCAAGGAUUGACACAUUGUCGAAGCGCAACCUUGGCAGCAGAACACCAGACUUGACACCUCCAGUUGCCUCUCCGUCCAGUGCAACAUUCGGUGAUCGUUUUAUGUCUCGAUCCGUCUUGGCUAAGGCCAGUGCUCCUAACCUGCGAUCGUUCAGUCCCCCAUCCUCAUCUCAAAUGAGUCCCGUGGAGUCCACAAAUAAGUUUCCCAGUAUGGACCAAAAGGCCUUUGGUGCUACACCUCCUCUUAGCCCCCCUAUUAGUGAGACCGGGGAAGCCCAGCACCUGGACCGCAACAUGAUUAGCAGUGCACUGGGAGGUCAAUAUGACGAGUCUAGGUACGCUCAAAGGCAAAUGCAGAUGCAACGAGGACGUGAAACACCUACCAACCGAUUCCGUACCGACUCCAAUGCUUCAGAUCCUCGUUCCCGGUCCUCCUCUGCCCAACGGCCACACUCGGACAGGAACGACUCUGGAUUAUUCAAGACUGAACCUACUGUCCGGGAAGACUCACAGCCUUCGACCUUCUUCGACGACGACGACGAUGACCAAUCGGCUAUCAAUGAGUCGCGCCGUUCCGAUCUUGCUCCUCCUCAGGUUACUGUCGACAAACCAGCUGAUAUCCAGCAUCCAGCAUUUAGACACUCUGCAAUGCCAACCCCGUUAUUGAUUAGUGAUGAACCUGGGGGUGCAGCAAUCGGCACCACAGACGAAUUGCCAAAUGAUUCACCCACUUUGGGACCGGCUUCUGGAGGAUUGAGCGGUAUGGUCAGGCAGCACCUGCGACACGAUAGCGGUGCGUCUUCCAUCUAUGGGAGCGUACCGAAUGAUGUUGACCUGUCCGCGCGAUUCCCGCCUGAACGCCCCGACGCACACAUCCAUGAGCCAAAGACAGUUGAAUCGAAUGCUUGGGAGUCAAUUGAGAGAGACCUAGCUCUGUCGAUCGAUGGUAGUGUGACUAGUCCCACCCGAUCUUCUGGCUUGAUGGAAGCCCAAGCAUUGCCUGGGCCCGAUUUCGCUCAAAACAUAAAGGACAACGCUAGUCCCAAGCAAGAGGAAGAGACAGACGAUUUUGCCCGUCAUCUUGCUGAUGGAGCACGACGCGUGAGAGAAAGACUCACUUCAUUUGUUGAAGCGGAUAGUAGCAUUUCCACACCGGAAAGUCCUCCUCUGUCUGAGCUGCCUCCCCCACCUCGUCCAAACGCAUUGGGCAUCUUGAAGUCCAAAUCUAGUCGUGGCUCCUUGGUUGAUAGGGGUCGAUCCGACAAAGAGCAUGGUGGCCAGUCGAAAGCCAAGAAGCUACUUGGUCUUCGAGGCUCAUCACCAGCUACAAAUGCGACUUCAUCCCGUCGUGGCUCGUUCGAGCUGAACGAUAGAUCAGCACAGUCUCCGGAGGAACCUGAAGAGAUGCACGGAUCAAGAGAUUCGGAAGAUAAAGAGGGUAUUCAUGUCGGCCUCAAGGCUUUCCGACAAGCCCGCAGAGAACUCCAGAGGAUGAAAGAACUCGAAGUUCAACAAAGAUACCAGGGUCCACCACCGGCGCCUACUUCAUCGGGCAGAGAACGAGCUCAAACUGCUGCCUCCUCGUCUCGACCACCGUCUCAAGAACGCAGACCACCUCCCGUUACGUACAACCGUGUACCCAGUGAAGAAGCCAGAGCCAAUGGUGGCUCUCGCGCUGGUUCUCGGUCUGGAUCGCGAGCACCUUCUGAACGCGACCGAAGUGGUUCAGAGGCAAGCAAUGGUGGUCGAUCUGGUAGUCGUCCACCCCGUCUGAGAAAUGGAUCCGUUCCCCGCGAUGACUAUCAUGGUCCCAUGGGAUCACCCGCUGGACCCAAUGGCAAGCCUCGCCAGGGCCCGAUGAUGCGAGCCCCAAUGAUGCCUGGACAAGACAUGCGACGAUCACCCCAUAUGCAACCCCAACAGUACCCUGGCAACGUCUCACCCGGACGUUUCAACCGUCCAGACAACAGCUUGCAUAUCCAGCCUGUGCAUGGACAUAACUCAGGACAGCCAUCACCGAUCUCACCACUCAACGGUGCUCCAUCGCCUCAUGGGGGUUCAUCUCCUUAUGGCUUUCCUGGUCCCCAGAGAUCGUAUGGCCCUCCCCACCCGGGCGGCAUGAUGCGCAAUCGAGAUAUGUCGGAGACUUCAAUCAAGUCAUUACCUCCCCAAAUGGGUUAUCGGGAUGGUCUUAGACCUGGCCCUGUCGGCCUUAACAGUGGCGCAGUGUCAACGCCUGACCUACAUGGCAGCAUGACUGCCCCUCCGUUGCCCCCUAUUAACCCCCGACGAAAGAACACCGGAACUGCGCUCGGAGAUGCUACAAUGAACGCCCAUCAUCUUCCUCCUGGUUCUGCCAUUGGCAACGACUCACGCGGAGCCCCUCGAAGCGAUGACGAAGAUAGUGCUGGCCUCUAUCGCCAGAGGUUGCGCAAAGCCACCAGCGAAGCAAACGGGAUGAACGCACGAGCGAGAUCGAUGCAUCAAGCCCCUCCCCCGCCAAUGGCUCCUCCGCCUCUGCCUCCUAGCAUGAGCAGUAACGCAGUUCCCGGAGGCAUGAUCUAA